CCGCCGCUUCCUCUGCUUGGGUGCUCCUCCGGCCUGACUUCCCCUUUCUCCCACCUUUCCCAGCACCGCGGGAAAAGCAGCGCAGGGCAGAGCAGGCAGGGAGGGCGGCCGGAGCCCGGACACGGGAGCCUCCCAGUCAGUUCAAGACCCGACAUGAGGGAAAAGGGACGUAGGAAGAAGGGCAGGACCUGGGCGGAGGCCGCCAAGACGGUAAUAUGUUUGUCUCUGACUGUCUCUGACUGCUUGGCCCUGGCAGAACAGCUGGGAACCUUCACUACUCUGGUUGGAAGCCCAGAGUAUGUGCGCUGCCUGCUGCCACCCCUGGAGUCGCUGGAGAUGGUGGUACACGAUAAGGCAGUGGAGUCCUUGGGGGCCAUCUCACAUGAGAACUCGCCCUCUGACCUGGAGGCCCAUUUUGUACCACUGGUGAAGCGUCUAGCGGGUGAUGACACUCCCGUGGCGCGGCAGGCCGCAGCCUCCAACCUGGGGGAAUUCGCCAAGGUGCUGGAGCUGGACAGUGUCAAGAGUGAGAUCAUCCCUAUGUUCUCCAACCUAGCCUCUGACUCGGUGCAGCUGCUGGUGGUGGAGGCAUGCGUGAACAUCGCCCAGCUCCUGCCCCAGGAGGAUCUGGAGGCCUUGAUGGUGCCCACCCUGUGCCAGGCUGCUAAAGACGAUUCCUGGCACGUCCGUUACAUGGUGGCUGACAAGUUCACAGAGCUCCAGAAAGCAGUGGGGCCUGAGGUCACCAAGGCAGACCUGGUCCCUGCCUUCCAGAACCUGAUGAAGGAAGGACUCAGCUGUCCCAGUCCCUGCUCGCCACCAUCAUGGAGCUGGCUGAGGACUCUUAAGUGGAGGGUGCAGCUGGCCAUCGUAGAGUACAUGCCUCUGCUGGCUGGACAGCUGGGCAUGGAGUUCUUUGAUGAGAAACUCAACUCCUUGUGCGUGGCCUGGCUGGUGGAUCAUGUCUAUGCCAUCCGUGAGGCGGCCACCAACAACCUGAAGAAACUGGUGGAGAAGUUUGGGAAGGAGUGGGCCCAUGCCACCAUCCUCCGCAAAGUCUUGGCCAUGUCUGGAGACCCCAACUACUUGCACUGCGUGACUACACUCUUCUGCAUCAACAUGCUGUCUGAAGUCUGUGGGCAGGACAUCACCACCAAGCACAUGCUGCCCACGGUCCUGCGCAUGGCUGGAGACCCUGUUGCCAAUGUCAGCUUCAAUGUGGCCAAGUCCCUGCAGAAGAUUGGGCCCAUCCUGGACAACAGCAACCUGCAGAGUGAAGUCAAGCCUGUCCUAGAGAAGCUGACCCAGGACCAGGAUGUGGAUGUCAAUGGAACUUCCCCUCUUGCAUGCCUGAAUGCAAUGCUACACACAAAUUCCAGAGGUGAAGAGGGCAUCUUCUAUAAGGUUCCGGGCAGAAUGGGAGUAUAUACUUUGAAGAAAGAUGUGCCGGAUGGGGUGAAAGAGCUAUCAGAAGGUUCAGAAGAAAGCAGUGAUGGUCAGUCAGAUUCCCAGAGUUCUGAGAACAGCAGCAGCAGCAGUGAUGGUGGCAGCAACAAAGAGGGAAAAAAGAGCAGGUGGAAAAGGAAAGUAUCGUCUAGACUGUCACAGCCAUCCUCUCCCCAGUCAGGCUGCCCAUCACCCACCAUUCCAGCAGGUAAAGUCAUUUCUCCAUCACAGAAGCACAGCAAGAAAGCACUAAAGCAGGCUCUAAAGCAGCAACAGCAGAAGAAGCAGCAGCAGCAAUGCAGGCCAAGCAUGUCCAUCUCCUCCAACCAACAUCUCUCUCUAAAGACUGUCAAGGCCACUAGUGACACUGUUCCUGCCAAACCUGCAAUAUGGGAAGGAAAGCAACCUGAUGGUCAGUCAAGCAGUCCCCAGAACUCAAACUCCAGCUCUUCAUCGUCAGUUAAAGUGGAAAAUCCUUUGCUAGGCUUGGGGAAGAAGUCAUUUCAGAGGUCUGACAGACUCCACACAAGACAAAUGAAAAGGACUAAAUGUGCUGACAUUGAUGUUGAGACACCAGACUCCAUUCUGGUUAAUACAAAUCUGCGAGCGCUGAUCAACAAACACACCUUUUCAGUCCUUCCUGGAGAUUGCCAACAGCGACUGCUUUUACUACUCCCAGAGGUGGAUCGACAGGUUGGUCCAGAUGGUUUGAUGAAGUUAAAUGGCUCGGCUCUUAACAACGAGUUCUUCACUUCUGCAGCCCAAGGAUGGAAGGAAAGACUUUCAGAAGGUGAGUUUACACCUGAGAUGCAGGUGAGAAUUCGACAAGAGAUUGAGAAGGAGAAAAAAGUGGAGCCAUGGAAGGAACAAUUCUUUGAAAGCUACUAUGGUCAGAGUUCUGGCCUAAGCCUUGAAGAUUCAAAGAAAUUGACAGCAUCUCCCAAUGAUCCCAAAGUAAAGAAAACCCCAGCUGAUCAGCCAAAAUCCAUGCUUCCUUCAGAGGCCUCUCCUGUCAGAAUAGGCCCAGUAGUCCCCCAGUCAGAGUGUACAGAGGCAGCAUUGCAAAUGCCGUCAGCAGGCAGACAAGAAGAGCACGAAAGCCCAGACAAGGCACAGCCAAACUUCUCCAAAUCCACAGAGCCCCCACUUGCUUCCGCCAGCAAUACACGUGAGCUUAGUAGCAUUCUUCCCAUCAAGUGCCCAAAGGAUGAGGGUCUCUUGGAGCAGAAGCCAGUUGCCUCUGCUGAACAGGAAUCUGAGAAAGAGAAUCAUCUCACCACAGCUUCUAGUCAUAAGAAAAACGAAAGCCAAGAAUCUUUGAUUAUAUCCCCAAGCAAACCCAAGGGUCCUGAGGUGGAAAAGCCAAUAAUGAAACCUAUAGCAGAAGCAGGUCCACAGGAGACCACUAUGAAAGAACGUCCAGCAACUCUUGUUGAUCAGAGCCCAGAAAGCCUCAAGAGGAAAUCUUCUCUCACCCAAGAAGAGGCCCCUGUGAGCUGGGAGAAAAGGCCACGUGUCACUGAGAAUUGCCAGCACCAGCAGCCAUUUCAGGUCUCGCCACAGCCCUUUCUCAGUAGAGAAAGGGUCCAGGUGCGAAAAGUACCACCUCUCAAGAUCCCGGUCUCCAGAAUCUCCCCCAUGCCGUUUCAUCCAUCGCAGGUCUCUCCCAGGGCUUGUUUUCCAGUCUCCAUCAUUAGUCCUAACAGAACAGGAGCCAGAACUCUCGCAGACAUCAAAGCAAAAGCCCAGCUGGUCAAAGCACAGAGGGCAGCAGCUGCUGCAGCCGCCGCAGCUGCUGCAGCCGCCUCAGUUGGAGGGACCAUUCCAGGACCUGGCCCAGGGGGUGGACAAGGUCCAGGAGAGGGUGGUGAAGGGAAAGCUGCUAGAGGAGGCAGUCCAGGCUCAGACAGAGUCAGUGGAACUGGAAAAGGCCCCACACUGGAACUGGCAGGAACUGGAAGCAGGGGAGGUACGAGAGAGCUUUUACCCUGUGGUCCAGAGACUCAGCCCCAGUCUGAGACCAAGACCACCCCAGACCAGGCGCAGCCUCAUAGUAUCUCUGGAGCACAACUACAGCAAACCCCCUCAGUGCCUCCAACACCUGCCAUCAGUGGAGCAUGCACAAAUGUCCCAUCACCAGCCCACAUAGAGAAAUCGGAUAAUGAAAAACUGAACCCCACCAGGGCAACAGCCACAGUGGCCUCUCUUAGCCACCCACAGGGGCCCAGUAGUUGCAGACAGGAGAAAGCAACUUCUCCUCCAACAGGUCCUGCUCUAAUCUCAGGUGCCUCAUCUGUUCAUUUUGCGGCUGAUGGCACAGUUGAGCCCAAAGCCGGUUCUAGUAAGAAUACACCAAACUCUUCAGCCUCAGCAAAGACAGAUGCUAAUGCACCAGUGGCUAUGACUCCCUCCCCUUUAACAUCUUUACUGACCACAGCCACUUUAGAAAAGCUUCCUGUACCCCAGGUCAGCGUAACUAUAGCACCUACCGGAUCAACUCCAUCCUUGAGCUCUUUGCCAGCAGCUUCUAGCCUUAAAACCGCAGGAACUUCUUCAAACAUGAAUGGACCCACUUCAAGACCAAGCUCUAGUAUCCCUGCUAAUAAUCCUUUAGUUACUCAGCUGCUCCAGGGCAAAGAUGUUCCCAUGGAGCAAAUUCUGCCUAAACCUCUCACCAAAGUUGAAAUGAAAACUGUUCCACUGACUACAAAAGAGGAAAGGGGGAUGGGAGCACUCAUAAGUACCAACACAACAGAAAAUAGCACCAGAGAGGAAGUUAAUGAGCGCCAGGCCCAUCCAGCUACACAGCAGCUGAGUAAAACCUUACAGAGUAAACCGCUCCCUUUUCCAAGGCCCCUUCAGCUCUUUUCACCUAAGGAGCUGAGGGACUCCAGCAUUGACACACACCAAUACCAAGAAGGACUAAGUAAAGCAACCCAAGAUCAGAUCCUUCAGACUCUCAUCCAAAGGGUUCGGAGGCAGAAUCUUCUCUCAAUUGUACCGCCCUCUCAGUUCAACUUCACUCACUCAGGUUUCCAGUUGGAAAACAUCUCCACAAGCCAGAGGUUCAUGCUGGGUUUUGCUGGCAGAAGGACAUCCAAGCCUGCAAUGGCAGGUCACUAUUUACUUAAUAUUUCCACCUAUGGCCGGGGUUCAGAGAGCUUUAGGAGGACCCAUUCUAUAAACCCCGAAGACCGUUUUUGUCUAAGUAGCCCCACUGAAGCCUUGAAAAUGGGAUAUACAGACUGUAAAAAUGCAACAGGAGAUAGUAGCAGUGGCAAAGAAGAUGAUACUGAUGAGGAAAGUACUGGUGAUGAGCAAGAGUCCAUCAUGGUGAAGGAGGAGCCCCAGGUUUCCCAGAGUUCUGGCAAAUGGGACACAAGUUCAGGACCCCACAGUAGGGAAACCCUAUCCACCGGUGAUUGCUUAGCUAACAAGACUGUGAAGGCUGAGACACCAGUGAAUGAGCAAACCACUUUAAGCAAGGAGAAUUACCUGUUCACUAGAGGCCAAACAUUUGAUGAAAAGACCCUAGCCAGAGAUUUGAUUCAGGCAGCACAGAAGCAAAUGGCUCAUGCAGUGAGAGGUAAGACAAUGCGAAGCAGCCCUGAGCUUUUCAAUUCCGCUGCUCUUCCUCUACCUGCAGACAGCCCCGCCCAUCAGCCUCUACUCCUUCCACCACGGCAAACCCCAAAGCUGUAUGGAAGCCCCACACAGAUAGGGCCAAGCUACAGAGGCAUGAUCAAUGUCUCCACCUCAUCUGACAUGGACCAUAACUCUGCUGUACCGGGUAGCCAGGUAUCUAGCAACGUAGGUGACGUCAUGUCCUUUUCAGUGACUGUCACUACCAUCCCUGCUAGCCAAGCUAUGAAUCCCAGCAGCCAUGGCCAGACCAUUCCUGUUCAGGCCUUUCCGGAAGAGAACAGCAUAGAGGACACACCUUCAAAAUGUUACUGCCGAUUGAAAGCCAUGAUCAUGUGCAAAGGGUGUGGAGCUUUCUGCCAUGAUGAUUGCAUUGGCCCCUCCAAACUGUGCGUCUCCUGCCUUGUCGUUCGGUAACGAGACUAGAAGGAGACACACUGCAAAGGCGGGGGAAGGGAUGGGUUGACCAGAUGUGUUUUUUUGCAUCCUUUCGGAAUCACAGAAAUAAACAAGUAAGUUUCAGUUGUCUUAAGAGACAAAUGUUACUUAAUCAGGAAUAAAGAGUACAGAUCUUUUACAUUUUAGAGGAAGAGCACCUUGUAUAGUAAGUCUAAGUAAUAAAGCAAGACUUUGUGAAUUUGUGACAAGUUUGCACUUAAAAAUCAUGUAAAUAUGUCACAUUUUGUUUAGCAUUUUUCCAAGUGUUUAGGUAAUAAUGUGUUACUUUGAAUUCAGAUUUAUGUUCCACUUCAUGUGACUCUGAGAAAAGUUUAAUGCCAUGCAUGGUGAAAGGAAGCUUUCUGACCUUUCCUAAGAGACCAGGAAAAGGAAGGAGUGAAGUAAUGGUCUAAAGAAGUGACCAUUCAUGCUGAUAGUCUGGCUGCAGGUCAUUCAUAGAUUAUUCAGCCUUUGCAGGAUUUGGAUUCAGAGUUUACUCAGUCCCCUUACCUUAGGUGGAAGCUUCUUAAGUUGAAGUAUUUGAUAAGAUAUUAAUUUCACAGGUAAUGUUUCAGAUUCUGAAAGCUAUGACUUGGUUCUUGGCUUCUGUAAACCAGUACUGUGGCCAAGCACUCUGCUUGCAGUUUGUGGAUCCCUGCUGUUCCCUAGUCCCACCCCUGCCCUGACAUAGUGAAUGUAGUUUUUGAAGGGAUUGCCUCUCCAGUACGCCGCCCCCGUGUCAUUAUAGCCUGUACAGGGCAACAAUUUCAGCAAAAAAAAUCCCCAUACUUAGUCAUUCAUGGGAACUUACAGUUUUGAAAUACUAGCAUAAAAUGAAUAGAAAAGCGUUAGUGAUGGGGUGAUUUGAACUAUGUAUUGUUAGGCAAGGGAAAUGAAACUGCAGAAACUGUUAAAUUGAACGUAAAGAACUUUGUAGAACGAUUUUAACACUAGAAACAAGGUAGCCUCUCUUUUCCUCUUCUCCCCCAACCCGUUACCUAAUGUUCUAUAGUCAGUUGUCACAGGUAAAAAAGCUCAUUAAUGCCACAUUUGCUUAUUCUGUUCAACCUGUUUUGACCUCCCAGGCAUCUGAGGAGGAUGACAUAAUCUUAUCUCUUACUUUGCGUACACACGUGUGCGCGCACGCACACACACACAGAGUACACAGCACUUUUCCUGUUUUAGAAAAUAUGUCCCUGUUUUGGGUUACUGCUGUCUGUACAACUAAAAAUUUCUGACAUAAAGGAGCUUUAGUGAAUGGCUUAGGGACUGCAUGGAAAGGAGGAAAAAUUAGCUCCAAAGUUUUAUUGUUUGUUUUUGUUUCUUUUUCUUUUUUUGUUUCAUUUUUUGUUUUUUAAAUCCUUCUCUAGUGACUGAAGAAUUUCUGAGUACAUAAUAUUUAGGUCAUGGUUAAGGAAUAUUAAAAUAGACUUACAGUUUACCAGAAUUUAGUAAAUCAGAGAGUGUCAAUUUGCAUCGUUUGCAUAUUGAUCUCAAGUCUCCCAAUUGAAGUGUGUAAAGUAAAAAUAUUAGUGCAACAUAGUACAGUUGUCUUUGUACUUAAUAUUCAGGAUGUGAUAUUUACAAAAUGCAGAACAGUUUAAAUUCAUUAAUUAAGUCACAUUCCAGAUUAGGAGAAAGAAAGCAAUAAUAAUCUCUGUUUUGCCCCCAUUCUAUUGUCCGCCCCUCCGCGCCCCAACCCCAAAUCGUACACUUUUUUUUUUUUUUUUAAAUGCUUUCCCACAGUCCUUGCCCCAAAAACCAUAAGAAACUUACUUCACUAUUGUUCAUUUUUCAUUUCUGGCUUUUUUGUGGCCCAAGACAAAUAUAGGGUUAAUAUCUGUGUCCCAGUUUCAGACAAGACAAUAUCAUGUCCUUCCAUCUUCCCCCUUUUCUUCCAGCACACACACAGCUAAGAGAUAAGGCUGCAAGAAUCCAGGGAUAAAGAGUAAGUUCUCAAGCCAAGAACCAAUAGGAAACAGAAAUCAUGGUUGUGCUCCAAAUGUUCAGCACCCUGGGCAAUCCAGGGGGUGAGUUUAGAAAGACUUAAUGCCCAGCCAUUCCAUUCCCCACCUUAGUGCCAGGGCUGAGGGCUGUCUGCAUGCUGGAAGAGGUUGGAUGUUUCAGAAUUGACUCCAUGCUAAAUAUCAAUUACCAAUUUUGAUUGAUGAAAGUGAUUUUUCUGCUGCGGCCCUUUCCUGUAAGAAAGGCUUUUCUCCAUGGUUUUUGCAGUUGGACAGACUGUGACCAGGAAAGGAGGAAAGGCAUCAGGGAUUUUCAAGUCCAUUCAGAAAGCAAACCAUAUUGUGCCUCUUCAUCUUGACCCAGGCUCUUACAGAUAGGUUCUAAGCAUUGCUGUUCACCAGAUUCUCUUCACAAAUAGUACUCAGCUAAAUAUUUGCAUUUAGGAAUACUUGUAAAACAAAAAUGACCAACUAUGUAUACUGCCUCAAUCUUGACCAGAUGAGAAAACAGUUUUAAAUUAUCUCAGAUUGGUAGUAAAUUGAAUACCAGUCUAUUUUUCAGUUUGUUUCAAAACAGUUGUUUCAAGUAGAAAGCCAUUCAUUCUAUAAGCUGAAUAGAAAAA
Propithecus coquereli (Coquerel's sifaka) is the source of this 8113-nucleotide messenger RNA. It is a transcript of the gene ASXL2, whose product is annotated as additional sex combs like transcriptional regulator 2. The transcript has 14 exons. NCBI's taxonomy places the organism in Eukaryota, Metazoa, Chordata, Mammalia, Primates, Indriidae. Gene Ontology annotation, biological process: positive regulation of transcription by RNA polymerase II; animal organ morphogenesis. Gene Ontology annotation, cellular component: PR-DUB complex. The coding region runs from base 154 to 5505 and encodes 1783 amino acids. Gene Ontology annotation, molecular function: peroxisome proliferator activated receptor binding; DNA binding; chromatin binding. The record is from RefSeq and is a predicted model, not a curated record.